UGUAGCUCUCCCAUGCUUAUAUUGAACGAUAUCGCUAUGUUCGGCAAAGCACUGCUUCUUCUCUUGUGCGUAGUUGUCGUGCUUGCCCACAAUGCGAUGCCGUACAGAUGCUCCAUGCCACCCGAUCCUGGUCAUGGCGCGCUACAUACACGGAGUUGGUUUUUUGAUAUUUUAAAGCUUUACUGCAAAAUGUUCAUCUACUACGGUGAAGGAGGAAACAUGAACCGAUUCCAUUCAGAAAAAAACUGCCUAAUGAAGUGUCUGCCCGGAAGAACACGCAAACCCGUCUGCAGCAAAAGCCCGUAUAUUCAAAGGUGUCGUAAGAGUGGUCCUCGGUGGUACUUUAACGCCACGCGGGACACCUGUCAACAAACCAGUCUGGGCUAUUGCGCAACGAGCGCAAAUAAGUUUUACACAUGCCUGGAAUGCAUCCACAGAUGCUCGUAUGACGAUCCACGACAUAAAUGUCGCCAAAUCAUCAAAGGGCUGCCUGGGCCUGGAAAUCCGGAAUAAGCACCUCGUCCCACGUCUGCACCUCUGCGAAACGGGAGCUCUAUUUCAGUCCAUCAGAAUAAACGACGCACUGCAAGGCAGUAGCCAAACAUUGUCAAGGCUUACACCUUC
Rhipicephalus sanguineus (brown dog tick) is the source of this 624-nucleotide messenger RNA. Its product is annotated as BPTI/Kunitz domain-containing protein-like. Lineage: Eukaryota; Metazoa; Arthropoda; Arachnida; Ixodida; Ixodidae. The transcript is spliced from 4 exons. Gene Ontology annotation, molecular function: serine-type endopeptidase inhibitor activity. The record is from RefSeq and is a predicted model, not a curated record. The coding region runs from base 13 to 513 and encodes 166 amino acids.